This is a messenger RNA of Hemiscyllium ocellatum (epaulette shark), 1127 nucleotides long. RefSeq names its product glyoxylate reductase/hydroxypyruvate reductase-like. Lineage: Eukaryota; Metazoa; Chordata; Chondrichthyes; Orectolobiformes; Hemiscylliidae. The coding region runs from base 1 to 1065 and encodes 354 amino acids. The record is from RefSeq and is a predicted model, not a curated record. Gene Ontology annotation, molecular function: hydroxypyruvate reductase (NADH) activity; hydroxypyruvate reductase [NAD(P)H] activity; NAD binding. The transcript is spliced from 9 exons. Gene Ontology annotation, cellular component: cytosol.
AUGUGGCUUCGGGGCUUCAGCCGCGGCACCCUGACAGAGCUGAGCCGAGCUGUGACCAACGAAGCGAGGCACACCAUGCAGAGGAACCGGCCCCUGGCCAGGGUGUUUGUGAGCCGGCGGGUCCCACAGGAAGCGCUGAGCCUGCUCCGAGACUCGGGCAUCUGUGAUAUUAAGCACUGGGAUUCUGAUGACCCUGUACCUCGCACAGAUCUGUUAAAAGGGGUUGCUGGAGUAGAUGGAUUAUACUGUUUAUUGACCGAGAAAAUAGAUAAAGAACUUUUAGAUACUGCAGGACCCAACUUGAAAGUUAUCAGCACCAUGUCUGUGGGGUUCGAUCAUCUUUCUCUCGAAGAAAUUAAAAAAAGGGGAAUUCGAGUGGGCUAUACCCCUGACGUCCUGACCAAUGCCUCCGCUGAACUCACUGUCGCCUUGCUCCUGGCAACAUCUCGUCGACUGAUGGAGGCAGUAGCUGAAGCCAAAAAUGGUGGCUGGGGCACGUGGAAACCCAUGUGGCUUUGUGGUUAUGGACUGUCAGACAGCACUGUGGGCAUCGUUGGACUGGGAAGAAUAGGUUUUGCUGUUGCACAACGUUUGAAGCCAUUUGGUGUGAAGAAAUUCCUGUAUACGGAUUAUGAGCCAAAGCCGGAGGCUGCUGCAGAGAUACAGGCUGAGUAUGUAUCCUUGGAUAAACUGGCAGAGCAAUCAGAUUUUGUGACAAUACAUUGUACCUUGACGCCUGAGACAGUUGGUCUGUGCAACAAAGAGUUUUUCUCAAAAAUGAAAAGGACGGCCGUAUUUAUCAAUGUGAGCAGAGGAGCUGUAGUGAACCAGGAUGAUCUUUAUCAAGCUCUCUCCACUGGUCAGAUUGCUGCAGCAGGAUUAGAUGUCACGGUUCCUGAGCCAUUACCCACCAACCAUCCUCUAUUUGCCCUUAAAAACUGUGUUAUUCUGCCACAUAUUGCAAGUGCCACCCUCGCCACUCGCACUACCAUGGCUGUGCUGGCUGCCAAUAAUCUCCUGGCUGGCCUCAAAGAUGAACCGAUGCCAAAGGAGCUGACCUUGUGAGGUUGGAGGUUGUGCCCUAGCUGUGAGGGGACUUCUGUUGUAGAGCUUGUGUCCUGAAACAU